AUGACGACUUCCAGCACCACCUAUGUCUUAUACGACUAUGUCCCGAGUCUCGGAGGUGCAGUGACCUUUGCCAUUCUCUUCUCCGCAACUACUGCCGUCCACUUCAUCCAACGCAUCCGCACCCACGCCAAAUACUUCAACCCGUUCAUCGUCGGAGGGUUCUUCCAGAUCAUCGGCUAUGCAGCCCGCGCCGACGCCCAUUUUCACACCACUUCAACUACCCUCUAUGCCGUCCAAACCCUCCUCAUCCUGCUGGCACCCACCCUAUACGCCGCCUCCAUCUACAUGGUCCUCGGCCGAAUCAUCACCUUUCUCCACGCGCAGCAUCUCAGCGUCAUCCCAGUGCAAUGGAUGACCAAGAUCUUUGUCUCCGGCGAUAUUCUCUCUUUCCUGCUCCAAGGCGCCGGCGGCGGCAUCAUGUCCCACGGAUCCAGCAACAGUCUGAAAAUUGGCCAAUGGGUAAUCGUGAGCGGCCUCUGCGUGCAACUUCUCUUCUUCGGAGCAUUCCUCAUCGCCUCCCUCACAUUCCACGUCCGGAUCAAUCACUCUCCCACCGUGGAAUCGAAAAAGACCAUGCAUCGACACCAGAAACCCUGGCCGAGAGAUUGGAGGGGUCUACUGGGUGCAUGUUAUCUCGUCAGCGGGCUGAUCCUGGUGCGGUCCGUCUAUCGUCUGAUUGAGUUUGCGCAGGGGAAUAGUGGGUAUUUGAUUUCGCGUGAGGUGUUUUUGUUAUGA
Molecule: messenger RNA, 735 nt
Organism: Aspergillus ibericus CBS 121593
Lineage: Eukaryota; Fungi; Ascomycota; Eurotiomycetes; Eurotiales; Aspergillaceae
Product: RTA1 domain-containing protein
Exons: 4
Coding region: 1-735 (244 amino acids)
Cellular component (GO): membrane
Source: RefSeq, a predicted model, not a curated record